AGUUGCGCGUAGAUAUCUCGUUUUACCGUGGGUUUUGAUUCUGGCAUAUCAACGGAACAGAACGGAGAACCUUCUUUUGGUGUUUUGCUCGGAGAAGCAUGGCGUGACAACUUGUCCGGGGAAGGUCCUCUAGGGGUCAUAUCCGGGGUGUUUUGUGGAACUUUUUUGGGACUAGCAGAUCGCUCUUUCUGAGACGUUGUUCUUUCAACGCUAUCGUAGCUGUCGUUGUUGAAGGUUGAUUCCUGGGUCGAAGAUUCCUUGAACGUCGAUUGCUUACGUUCGGAUGUGAUAGUUGGCUUCAUGUAGUCGCGAUUGGACAGCUCCGAACGACUUGUUCGGGUAGUAGUGUGGGAACUGAAACGACUAGUAUCGGAGUCUCGGGAUGGAGAUCGUCGAUCACGUCGGGACUUAUCGGGACUUACGCUUGAUCGACCUGUGGUUGAAGUAGAGCGGACUGAUCGUACGCUUCCAGUUGGUGAAACGCAGCGUAGCGAGCGAGCAAACGAAUCAUGAGCAGCACUCAUGUCCACCGAAAUCUUAUGCUGUGCGGUGCUUUGUGACGUUUCAACGUGUUCGCUUCGUUCCCGAUCAGCACGUUCAUCUAGGAUGAAUUGCUGGUUAGUUAUUUUAUCGGAGAUAUCUCGUUUAGUGUUUCGGUUUUCGAUUUCGUCUUGCUUGUGAAAUGUGGACGCUUCCGAUUCUCGUCGGCUUUGAGACUUGCUCACAGUUGUCGAAGUGGAGGAGGAAGACGCCAUGUGCUGUGUUUCUACUUGUCCAGUUUUUUCGAAAGAACGGGUCGUGACUGUUGUUCCGUCGUCCAAUUUCUUGGUAAUGGUGAUCUGUUUCGUGGUAGGAUUGAUCAUUACAACAUCUUUCGACAGGAUUUGUCCAGGUUGUUCAAGAAGUUUGAAGGCUUCACUAACACGAUCCGGGUCUCUGGACAACGGCUUGCUAGCUAUGUUUCCAUCAACUUCCUGACUCUGUUGGCUGGAGCUGAGCUUCUCUUCUCGAGUACUGCUGGAAGUAGUGGUUUUUUGACUGUUCGACUCUUUAAUACUCGAAUUAGCGCCACUGAAUUCUUUGAUGGGUGCGAAGUCCAUAUCGUCGUUGGAAGUAGUUUGAUGAGACCGAAUCACUCUCGAAGAAGAUGUAGUGACGGACGAGGAUUUCUUCUGAAUUUUACAACCAUCGUCCCCCUCGAUCACAGUAUUUUCGGCGAGAUACGUAGACGACUGAUCGCCUUUGCUGUGCACAAAGUUCUUAUCAUCCCCGUCCAUACGUUCGCUGUGCGCUUCCUCAUUCCUACCGGCGAAUGAGGUUCGCCCAUCUUUGAUGUCUUUAGUUCCUUCGGUAGUGGCGGUACUACGGACGGUGUGUGUUUUGCCAUCGGUGCUCAGUUCCUCUGAAGUCGUUAUGUUCCAGCCACUGUUGUCCGAUGGGAUGACUGUUCCAAACCUGUUACAAAAAAACAAUUUCAUUUCUUCAAUAUUCCAACAAAUAUUCCAGUAAACCUCUCACCUGGUGGGACUCUCGGAGUCCCGAAUCUCCUUGGUCUUGAAACUUUCGAAGCUGUGGUCGGCUAGGGAGUCUCCGUGACUUGCGCCCGUUGACUUAGCCGUGAUGCCGAAUUUGGUGUUGGUGUUCUCCAUGAUGAAGCCGAUGGUGGGGAUGGAAAUCGGAGUUUCCACCUGGUCGUACAGUGCCUUCAGUCGCUCCUCGCGGAGUUUGUACAUAUGCGCCCGGAUCUCCCGCUUCCGGCCGAAGUCCUGUGCCUCGUGCCACUGCAAUAGAAAAAGAAAUGGAGGGGGGAGGGGUCCGUUAGCAAGUUUUCAUCAAUCAUUGAAUAUAUUUGUACGUGUUAGUAAUGUUAUCCUAUAAGAACAGUAUUCUAGUUGACAUGUAAGAAAGACUCCAAUCCACUGUAAAGUGUAUCAAUACAAAGUCAGUUCUAUGACUGUCUGGCGGUAUCGGAACUGAUAGUAUCGAAUUACCCACAUUGGAAGAAGACAAAAUUACAACGCUCAGUCUAGUUUGUAGUCAGUUAUCCACGAAAACUUCAGCGCGCGAAAUGUUCAUCCUCUGGUGGUUCUCAGCACUCAUCCUAGUGCAGCAAUGCAAACUGGGCGGAUCGGCUGCAGCAGAGCUGCGCCGUUAUGGCGACUUCCGCGAUUGGUAUCUAGAUAACGUUUUCCUCCCGAACCGGAAACCUGUGUUACCCCGAGCGGGUAAAACCAUGGAAGCGUACCGGGCCAUGGAUACCCCGAUGUACGAGUACGAUUGCGAUGUCCACUAUGAUCUUAUUUGGAGGGAGUUAAGUUUUCUGAGAAACCUUCUGGAUAAAUGUGGCAACUGUAGUCGUCAGGAUCAGUUUCCGGUAUCGGAUGAACCGUUUUGUCGCAGGGAACUUUGUCAUCCAGGGGUGAGUUGUCGGCAGAUCAACGACGUACCGCACUGUGGGCUCUGUCCGAUAGGGUUUGACGGGGAUGGAAGAGUUUGUCAGAAGAGGAAUCUGUGUUUGGAAAACCCCUGCUUCCAGGGCGUGGAUUGUACGAUUAGUGAAGACUUUCCGUAUUACAGCUGUGGGUCUUGUCCAAGUGGUUACGAAGGUGAUGGUAAAGAGUGUCGUAGAAUGGAUGUAUGCGGUUCAAAGCCUUGCUUCAGCGGGGUAAGCUGCCAGUGGAAGAAAGAGCCCCCGCACUUUGAAUGUGGAGAAUGUCCCAAGGGUUUCGAGGGUAACGGAAAGUUCUGUAGCAGGAAUGCAUGUCAACUGAAGCCUUGUUUUUCGGGGGUUAGCUGUCAGAAGAAACUUGCUGAACCGUUUUUUGUCUGCGGAGAGUGUCCGGUGGGAAUGGCUGGUAAUGGAGUGAUGUGUGGGAAAGAUUCUGAUUUGGACGGUUAUCCGGAUGAGAAGUUGAGUUGUUCGGAUCCGGUGUGUCGAAGCGAUAAUUGUAGAUUGCUGCCGAACUCCGGGCAGGAAGAUCGGAAUCGAGACGGAAUUGGUGAUGCCUGUGAGCUGGAUGUGGACUUUGAUGGGAAGAAAAAUGAGUUGGAUAAUUGUCCGUACGAUGCUAAUCCUGGUCAGGAGGAUAGCGAUGGAGAUUUUAUUGGAGAUAAGUGCGAUAAUUGUGUUUACGUGAGUAAUACGCUUCAGUUAGACUUGGAUGGAGAUGGAAUUGGAAACUCGUGUGACGACGAUGUGGACGGUGAUGGUAUAGCGAAUCGCCACGAUAAUUGCGUGCUCGUUCACAAUGCUGAUCAGGUGGAUAGGGACGGAGAUGGCAUUGGUGAUGCUUGUGACAACUGUCCAGAUGGUUGGAAUCCCAAACAGGAAGAUUCUGACGGUGAUGAGGUGGGAGAUGUUUGCGAUACCGAGCGAGAUCAAGAUGAAGAUGGCGUUCAAGACGAUAGAGACAACUGCAGGGAGUUAGCAAACGUCGAUCAGUUGGAUAGCGAUGGUGAUGGGCUGGGAGAUGCCUGUGAUGACGAUCGAGAUAACGAUGGAGUUCCGAAUGAUGAAGACAAUUGCAUGCUCAUAGCGAACGCUGAUCAAAAAGAUGAAAAUGCAAAUGGUGUUGGCGACGCCUGUGAACUGGACUUCGAUGGGGAUGGAAUCGUCGAUUGGCUGGACAACUGUCCUAGGAAUGCUGAAAUAAAGCAUUCAGAUUUCCGCAAUUUCACCACGGUAGCUUUGGAUCCGUUUGGAGACAGUCAGCAGGAUCCAUAUUGGGAGAUCCGUAACAAGGGGGCAGAAAUCUUUCAAAAGUUCAACAGCGACCCUGGACUAGCGAUCGGUCGUGAUCGUAUGCGAGGGGUAGAUUUCGAGGGUACCUUCCACGUCAACGAUCCACUGUACGGCGAUGAUGAUUUUGUUGGAUUUGUCUUCGGCUACGUCAAAAACAGGAAGUUCUACGUAGUUUCGUGGAAACAAGCUUACCAAUACUAUUGGGAAAUGAACCCAUUUAUUGCCAAAGCAACUUCUGGGAUAUUAUUAAAAUUGGUCAACAGUACCACUGGGCCAGGAGUCACACUCAGAAACAGUUUGUGGAACGAUGGCAGUAUUGAGGGCCAAACGAAACUGCUGUGGCAAGAUACGGUUAAACGGGGAUGGGCCUUCAAAACGGCUUAUCGCUGGAGAUUGCUGCAUCGUCCCGCCAUAGGUUUGAUACGUUUCCAACUGUACAAGGGCACGGAUUUGCAGGCCGACUCGGGAAACAUUUUCGAUCGAACUAUCCGAGGAGGACGGCUGGGAGUCUAUUGCUUUUCGCAAGCCGGUAUCACCUGGUCCAACUUGAUAUACCGAUGCGAGGAUACAAUUCCGAAAAAUAUAUACAACGAAAUCGAGGGCAGAUUGAGCUGGCAGCAAAAACGUAAAAUCAAAGUAGCCGAUACUCUGUGGUAACCUUAGUUACAACUUCAUACACGAUUGAACCCAAUAGGUCAAUCUUUAUUGAGGAACGUUUUGAAGAAG
Uranotaenia lowii is the source of this 4468-nucleotide messenger RNA. Its product is annotated as cartilage oligomeric matrix protein-like. Gene Ontology annotation, cellular component: extracellular region. Gene Ontology annotation, biological process: cell adhesion. The record is from RefSeq and is a predicted model, not a curated record. Gene Ontology annotation, molecular function: calcium ion binding. Bases 2069 to 4399 code for a protein of 776 amino acids. The transcript has 5 exons. Lineage: Eukaryota; Metazoa; Arthropoda; Insecta; Diptera; Culicidae.